This is a messenger RNA of Glycine soja, 2128 nucleotides long. RefSeq lists its product as uncharacterized. Bases 204 to 1613 code for a protein of 469 amino acids. The record is from RefSeq and is a predicted model, not a curated record. The transcript is spliced from 2 exons. Gene Ontology annotation, biological process: cell-cell adhesion. Lineage: Eukaryota; Viridiplantae; Streptophyta; Magnoliopsida; Fabales; Fabaceae.
CUCUUAUUGCAUGCUUUGAUUGAACAAGUCUUAGUCAAUGCUCACCAUACCCCAUUGCCCCCUGAUCAUUUUCUCCUCUCCUUCAUUCCUUUACCAUUACUCCUCCAAAGUCCAAACCACACCCUUCAUUGCUAGAACAAUAAUCUAUGCAUAAGAAAUUGAAAAGGAGAUAAAGCAUAUUUUUUUCUUUUAAAAGAUCAUAGAUGGGUCAAGUGAUACAUGUUGCGGUGGUGGCAGCAUCCUUGGGAUGUGUUUCAACCCUUUUGAUGGUUUUUAUAUGGCGUUUGUGUCACCACAAGAAAGAGCACAGAAACUUUGUCCAACCCAAUAGUUUGGCCAGAAUGGAGAGCCUCCAAGCAGGAAUUGCAAGACUUCAUCAACAACCAACAAUCUAUCACCAAUUUGCUGAUCACAAAAACAAAAACAAAGGCAACUUUUAUGUGUUUCAUAAUGGUGUCUCUAGAAGAGGACAUUUGUUUAAUUGGGAUGAUCAUCCCUACCUUCUUGUUGAUGCUGUGGAAAAUGGUUGGUCUAGAUUUGCUUUUACUAACUACAAGAGCAACAUGCCAUCUCCUUCAAAGAGAUCAACCUCAACCCUUUUAGGAGCAUGUGCUGCUGGUGAAUAUGGAAGGGAAACUGAGGCUGAGAUAAGCUGGGAAGUGUGUAAUGGAUCAGCUGAAUAUAUGCAGAAGAUUAGGCUCAAUCCUGGGUUGAAAUUUAAAAAUGUUCUUCACACAAACAACUUUUCCAAUAUGACUGUUGCUUCUGUCAUUAGGACUGCUCUGCCACUUCCUGGCCCUCCUUUGGGGAACUAUGCCUUCCCACAAGAGGCCUAUUUUGAAAUCACCAUCUUGUGUUCUUGUGUCGAUGAUGAUCAUGAAUCAGUUGUCGCGAAGAGAGAAGGUGAGAAGACAAAACUCCUCAUUGAAGAUGGUUCAAAUGGAACAGGUGAAUUGGACAGUGUUGAAGAAAUGAAACUUGGACAGAAAGAGGGUGGUGGAAAGAGUGGUGGAUCUGUGAUGUUCUCAUUGGGGUUAACAGCUGGAGGGGGUGUUCCUUUGAGAGUUCCAGGUAGCUACCUUCGGAGCAUUGGAUUCAAUUCCAGUGGUUCUGUCUUUCUUGAAGGAAUGAAACUUGUAAUGGAGUCUGAGAAGGCACAAUGGGUAGGAACUGAUAGGGUAAUUGGUUGCGGGUUUGAUCCAAGGCAGAAAAAGGUUUUCUUCACAUUGGACUCAGAGUUGGUGCAUGUCAUUCACUGUCAGUCAGAGGAAUUUGGCACUCCACUCUGUCCAACUUUGGCUGCAAAUAUAGACAUUCAGGUUUUGGUUAAUUUUGGACAAAGUGCAUUCAAAUAUGCACCUGCAAAUGCACAAAGAACACCAAAUCCAUGCUUCAUAGCCCCACUUGUGAAUUCCCCUGGUGCUACCCUUGGUUAUGAUGACAGCAAGGAGCUCUUCUCCAUGGGAAGGAUUGAUUCUCAGUGGCUUAAUCGAUCCGCAAACAAAGGAAACAUCCCCAAUGGGAAUAAUACUCAAAUCUUAGAUUUUGAUGAGGCUGAUCUAUUUGAAAUAGUCUUGGAUGGUUCAGAAAAGUCUCAAAACACAGUGUCAUAGCUCAUAGCAAAGGAGGCAUAAUUCAAUGUGGUUGUCUUGUCUCAGGGAAUUAACCUUAUUUCUCCUUGCUCAAAUACCCUUUGAUCUCUCUUGGACCCUUUUUCUUUCUCCUCAAAACAUAGUGCGGUAACUGGAGAGGAUCUAGGUCCAUUCAAACAUGGGUAUGGUAUGGCUUUGCUGCACAUACAUCACCUUCAUCUGAGAAGCAUAUUCGGCUGCCAUAGGGGCUUAAUGAAUCAGUCGUAUAUUGAAUGUAGAAAACACACCGAAAGAAGUUCAUAUACAUGGCUGACUUUAUUGUCAAAUGUGGAGAGUUUAACACUGACUAACUAGUCAUAACAGUUUUUUUUUUUUUUGUCUCUUCUUUUCUAUUCUUAGCUCUUAGAACAUAGUUUUCUUCUUUGGUGGCUAAGCACCUAGUUUUGCUUUUCAGAAGAAAACAUUUCCUUUCAUAUGUAAAUAACUAACUAUGUAAUCUGAUGUAGUAUAUUACACUUUCUGGCUUUUUCUUUCAA